Molecule: messenger RNA, 2013 nt
Organism: Trichophyton benhamiae CBS 112371
Lineage: Eukaryota; Fungi; Ascomycota; Eurotiomycetes; Onygenales; Arthrodermataceae
Product: glucokinase, putative
Exons: 4
Coding region: 1-2013 (670 amino acids)
Biological process (GO): glycolytic process; intracellular glucose homeostasis; glucose 6-phosphate metabolic process
Cellular component (GO): cytosol; mitochondrion
Molecular function (GO): glucokinase activity; D-glucose binding; fructokinase activity
Source: RefSeq, a predicted model, not a curated record
AUGAGACAUGCCGGCCGUCAGUCUAUGUUUCCCUCCGCUCUCCAGAAGGCCUUGGUAUCCAUCUCUAGGCCGCCCAAAGAAAACACUGGUAGGGCCGCAAGCCUCCCCACCACCACAGACAAAAAGCUGUCAAUAUUUAACAGCCUGAGCCCGUCACUUUACUACUUUGUCCUCCCCAUAAUACUCAUAAUAAUACAUCUUCUCCUUACGUCUACCGUCCCUGCUCUUCCCGCAGACGGCCCGAGCAUCCCCCGCGUGUCGUUCCUGAAGUCCUCGCCAUUGCUUUUCUUUCUCGCCUCUCGCCACAACACCGAACAGACACCCCCCGAAUAUCUGCGCCAGUGGUGCGAAAGCCCGUAUCUCCAAGGCCUGCUCGAUCCGGAACAGAUCUUUUCUAUUUGCCCCUCGAAGAUGGCUUCUGCGGUUCUGGAGGAAGCGAAGCGGAUUUCCGCGGGGUUUGAGUACUCUACGGAGGAGCUCAAUAAAGGGGUGGAGGAGUUUCUACGCGAGAUGGAGGUUGGACUGUCUCGGGAAGAUUCUGGGUUGAGCCAGAUCCCGUCGUAUAUUACUUCUGUGCCCGAUGGGACGGAGAAGGGCGUGUAUCUGGCAGUCGACCUUGGUGGUACCAACCUGAGAGUCUGUUCUGUCCACCUGCAUGGCAACUCCACCCAUGAGAUGAUACAAUCGAAAUCUGCCAUCCCAAGAGAGCUGAUGGUUGCCGAGCAUGGAGUGGAAUUGUUUAAUUUCCUAGCAAAGCAAAUUGAGGCAUUCCUGCGAGAGCACCAUGCCGAGCAGUUCAGUUCCCACGUCGAGAAAAGGCAGACUGGAGAGGUAAAGGAGCCCUAUGCCGAAGAGCAAGUGUUUGACCUUGGGUUUACUUUCAGUUUCCCCGUCAUCCAGCAUGGAAUCAACAAGGGUGAACUAUAUCGAUGGACGAAGGGUUUUGACAUUCCUGAGGUAGUCGGUAAGGAUAUCUGCCAGCUGUUACAGGCAGCGAUUGAUGAGCUCAAACUGCCCGUUCGAGUUUCGGCCCUCAUCAAUGAUACCGUGGGAACGCUGAUGGCCCGGUCAUAUUGCUCUCCUGGAAACUCCAGGACACUAAUAGGUGCCAUCUUUGGCACGGGAACCAACGGAGCGUAUGUCGAGAAGAUGCCCCGCGUGACGAAAAUGGAACGGUGCAGCAGCAGCGCAUAUAAUAAGUCAGCUUCUGAGAUGGUGAUAAACGCUGAGUGGGGUAGCUUCGACAAUUCCCUCAAGGUGCUCCCAAACACUGAGUUUGAUAUCCAACUGGACAAUGCGACCUUCAAUCCUGGGAUCCAGAUGUUUGAAAAGCGGAUCUCGGGCAUGUUCCUCGGUGAAAUUCUUCGUCUUGCUAUUUUGUCGAUGGUGGAGAACCCUUCUGUCAGUCUGUUUGGUAGUCCGGCCACGAUUGACUCUAACUCGGUCCUGUAUAAGGCCUGGGCAAUCGAUGCUAGUAUUCUGAGCAUUAUUGAGGGCGAUGACUCGGAGGGCCUACAGGCCACAAAGGAGCAAUUGCGCAAGGACCUUGAUAUCAUGGAUGUGAGCACCAGUGACUGCCAGGCCGUCAAGCUCCUGGCACACUCUAUCGGCAAGCGUGCAGCACGACUGGGGGCUAUCGCCCUGGGCGCCAUCGUCAUCUCCAGCGGCCGGCUGGCAACAGAUGAGGUGGUUGAUAUCGGCGUUGACGGCAGCCUGAUCGAGCACUACCCCGGCUUCGAGGGCUAUAUUCGGGAAGCCUUUCGCGAGAUACCAGCCAUCGGACCGGCUGGAGAGAAGAAGAUUCGGAUCGGGAUUGCGAAGGAUGGUAGCGGUGUAGGAGCAGCGCUAGGAGCCCUGGUGGCCAAGAGGACGUCUCAAACGCUGCAAGUCAUGCCGCCUAUCCGAGCAUGUCCACUCUCAAUGACGUAUAUAAUGCAAAAUAUCACCAUCAAGCUCACCAUCAAGCUCACUAUCAAGCUCACUAUCAAGCUCACUAUCACCAUCUGUAGUUAG